AUGUAUUGCUUUUCCCCUCAUGUGUCAGCCUCUACCAGUACCAGCUUGUGGGGUAAGAAGCUGCAUUUCCAAGGUCGUCCAUGUACGUGGCAGCUACUCCCAGGUGCUGUGGUGCCAGCCCUCAAGGAGCUGAGUGUAUGUGUGCUUUUCCGCCGCAGCCAUGCAACAACAUGGACAGCUUUUGUCUACAAAGCUCCAAAGGGCAGAAACAUAGAGCUGGGACUUGGGGGAACAAGUUUAGACCUGUCAGUAUGGCUCUUUGGGGAAGUAUUUCCCAUUAAAACUCAACUGAAAUUGAAGGAAUGGUACUCCGUCUGUCUUACCUGGUCUGGUCAAGCCCAGACACUGCGGGUCUAUAUUAAUGGAAGCAUCCAGCUCGAGGCCGCUGUGAAUCCCAUCUUACCCAAGCAAUUGGCCCAAAACGGCACUCUUACUUUAGGUAUAUCUCACUAUGUUGAUGGAAAUGGUGAAGUGAAACGAGAGGGUGGGAAGGACCUGCUUGGUGAAAUUGGUCUGUUCAGGAUGUGGUCUAGAGAGUGGAGCACCGAGGAGAUGGGGAGGCACAGCUGUGCUGAUGGAGAUGUGUUGAGAUGGGACCUGCAGCAGUGGAAAUAUGACUGCUCUCCUGAGCCUGACAUCAGCUUGCAUUGUGCCACACCUGCCAUGUGGUUAAUCAUUCUGCUGCUGAACACGUGCAACGACCAGAGGUACAUCACCUAUAAGAGACAGUUUGAUUUUCCAUUAUAUGAUGUUUCCAUGAUGUGUUUCCAGGAAUCAAGAGCAUUAUCAAACUCGUCCUGUACCAAAUGUUUCAGUUGUGAAGUCCAUGUGGAUGUGGAUCCUGCUGCCAGUGUGGAAGUAGUUCAGGUGAACAUUGCUGCCUUGCUGAGUUCGACAUUUUCUUAUGACUUCCUCAAUGUCUCGGCAGACCCUAAUAGCAUCAGCAUACUACCUCUGGUUGGAGCAGAUAAAUUCUUCAGAGUUAAUCUGACUUUGAAUAUGACUGGCAGCUCAGCAAAACCAGCAGAAGUAAUUGAGAAAUGGGUGAAAGAAAAGCUGGAGGUGAAUGGCACCAUGGUACUGAAUCUCAUCAUAACCGAGAAUGUUGGAAAGUGGGUCUGUAAGUUAGAUAUUGAAACUGACACAACCAGCUGGGCUGAUCCUGAUAUGACAAACUGCCACCCACUUGUGACCAUAUCAGACCUUGGCAAUAUCACUGUCACCACUGGUAACGCGGCUGAGGUAGUGCACAUGAUUGACGAACUUGUAGAUGAUCAAUUAGGUGACACUGACAAACUCUCAUCGUCCGAGCUGGAUAUAGUAGUGGAGAAGCUCAAUCAAGUGGUCGAUAUCAGCAUCAUUAAACCUGCUCUUGGUGCCAAUAUUGUCAGUAUUGUUGCUGAUAUACUGCUAUCCAAAACUGACGUCACUCCAGUGGCUAACAUUGUCCUUAAUCUGACAGAUAGGAUGGGGCACAAUAUGAAAUUCCAAGGUGAAUCUGCAAGCUUGACAGCACCCUCACUGGCCCUAUCCAUGAUCAAUGUGGACCAAAGUGAAUUCAGUGGCCUCACAUUUGGUGUGUUCUCCAUUUCUUCAAACCUGAUCCCAAAGAUUUUUGUCAACCAGAGCUUUAUAAGUGGACCACUCCCUGAAACAAAUGCAACUAUUUCUCUGCCGUCUACUCUGAACGAAUUCUUUCCAAAAGGAAACAAAACUCGUGUGCAGUUUCAGUUCUAUGGAACAGACGACCUUUUCCAGUUCUACCUGUUCAUGGCACAACUGCUUACCUUUCAACAGGACCCACUCACAACCAAUGCAACACACAGCAGCUUGACAUUGAUUUCUUCUAUAGUGUCUGCCAGCAUCAAUGAUAGUUUUGUGAACAACCUGAAGGAUCCAGUGGUGGUGACUCUCAGACAUCAAAAGCUCAAACAGCCAGAUGACAAGGUCCAGUGUAUGUUUUGGGAUUUCCAGAACAAUGGUGGACAGGGUGGUUGGAACAGCAGAGGUUGUGAAACCCUGAAUAUUUCUUCCUGUCAGACCAGCUGUCGCUGUAAUCACCUCACACACUUCGCAGUGCUCCUGGAUGUGUCCAGAGCCCCUAUCAGUGAGGUUGACAGUCAGAUUCUGACAUUAAUCUCUUAUCUUGGUUGUGGUAUAUCCUCCAUCUUUCUGGGCAUCACUCUUCUCACCUACCUGGCUUUUGAAAAGCUGCGGCAGGACUACCCAUCUAAAAUACUUAUCAACCUGUCAUUUGCUCUGCUGGGAAUGAGCAUGCUAUUCCUCCUAGACUCCUGGCUCUCAUCCUUCUCCAACUACGGUCUGUGCAUCGCCACUGCAGCAACACUCCACUACUUCCUGCUGGCCUCCUUCACCUGGAUGGGCCUGGAGGCCGUGCACAUGUAUCUUGCCCUAGUCAAGGUCUUCAACAUCUAUGUCCCCUCAUAUAUCCUAAAGUUCUGUGCUAUGGGAUGGGGUAUUCCUCUGGUCAUAGUCAGCCUGGUGUUGGCCAUAGAUAAAGAUGCCUAUGGCAGCAUUGUGUCUGAAGCGGCUUCAGUGGCGCUUAAGUCCCCUGACCCAUUCUGCUGGCUGCAGAAUGACAUCUUCUUCUACGUGACGGUGGUGGCAUUUGUUGUUCUGAUCCUGUUAUGCAACCUCUCUGUGUUCAUUGUGGUUCUGAUCCAGAUCAGAAAGAUGCAGGCCAAUAAGCCAUCAGUAAACAGCCGCAGCUAUCUGAAUGACUUGAGGGCAGUGGCCAGUCUCACUGUCCUGUUAGGACUGACGUGGACACUGGCUUUUUUUUCAUUUGGGCCAGCCAAAGUGGUCCUGAUGUACCUGUUCUCCAUCUUCAACACAUUGCAGGGGUUCUUUAUUUUUUUGUUCCACUGUCUGAUGAAGGAGAAUGUGAGGAAACAAUGGAGAAUCCACCUUUGCUGCGGAUGUUUCAGACUCAGUGAUUACUCAGAUUGGAGCCAUUCUGGGACUGUGGGUGGCCGCUGCAAAAAGAACAAUCUUGUUAACUCUGACUCAGUCGCUUCUGACAACACCUACACUAACAGAAAGGUCUCUGACUCCUCUACAGGAUCCAGACCAAACCACCACUAGGGGGCAUGAGCAGGUCUCUUCAUCUGCCAUGCAAUAUGCUUUUCAUUGUCCUGACAACACUGAUAGCAGUAAGGUUGAAAGAAGAAACUGGAGCAGAGCACAUCAUAUAUAUUUGUUUAUAAGCUUAAAAGACUUUAAACUACCUUCAUAGUUUACAUUAAAAGAUAAAGUGUUCAUGCUCACUCUGGCUGCUUUCAUUGUUAAGUUGGAUCUAAAAAAUAUUUUCUGUUUGUUAAACUUUUGUUCAAAGCAUACCAGUUAACAUACAGUUGAAGAGGGGUACGUUAAG
Messenger RNA from Scomber scombrus (Atlantic mackerel), 3394 nucleotides. RefSeq names its product adhesion G protein-coupled receptor G4a (gene adgrg4a). The record is from RefSeq and is a predicted model, not a curated record. NCBI's taxonomy places the organism in Eukaryota, Metazoa, Chordata, Actinopteri, Scombriformes, Scombridae. Bases 1 to 3105 code for a protein of 1034 amino acids. Gene Ontology annotation, molecular function: G protein-coupled receptor activity. The transcript has 19 exons. Gene Ontology annotation, cellular component: membrane. Gene Ontology annotation, biological process: cell surface receptor signaling pathway; adenylate cyclase-activating G protein-coupled receptor signaling pathway.